Elephantulus edwardii (Cape elephant shrew) is the source of this 477-nucleotide messenger RNA. RefSeq names its product histidine triad nucleotide-binding protein 1-like. The transcript has 2 exons. NCBI's taxonomy places the organism in Eukaryota, Metazoa, Chordata, Mammalia, Macroscelidea, Macroscelididae. The coding region runs from base 1 to 477 and encodes 158 amino acids. Gene Ontology annotation, biological process: purine ribonucleotide catabolic process. The record is from RefSeq and is a predicted model, not a curated record. Gene Ontology annotation, molecular function: hydrolase activity. Gene Ontology annotation, cellular component: nucleus; cytoplasm.
AUGACUUUUAUUGAUGUAAGGGCGCGCAGGCUUGGCCGCGCGCUCCCGCCUCCCUCGGGCUCUCCCGCUCUUUCCUCCUCGCGUGCUCCGGGAGCCGUGGCAGAUGAGAUCGCUAAGGCUCAGACCACCCGGCCUGGCGGCGAUACAAUCUUCGGGAAGAUAAUCGGGAAAGAAAUCCCAGCCAAAAUAAUUUUUGAGGAUGAGCGGUGCCUCGCUUUUCAUGACAUUUCACCUCAAGCACCAAUACAUUUUCUGGUGAUACCUAAGAAACCAAUUACCCAGAUUUCUGUAGCAGAAGAUGAUGACGAAAGCCUUCUUGGACAUCUCAUGAUUGUUGGCAAGAAAUGUGCUGCUGAUCUGGGCCUGCAAAAGGGUUAUCGAAUAGUGGUGAAUGAAGGUUCAGACGGGGGGCUGUCUGUUUAUCAUGUUCAUCUCCAUGUUCUUGGAGGCCGGCAGAUGCAUUGGCCUCCCGGUUAA